CACAAGUAAAAUCACACUGCCCCGGUCGAGCUUGUGGUCCCCAGACAUUGUCAUCAAUGAAUUCAUGGAAGCAAACACAGGACCAGAAACCUACUUUGUGUACCUACAUAGCGAUGGGACUGUACACGACUGGCUUCCGGUGAGAGUGGUCAGCUCCUGCAACAUGGAUAUCUAUACGUUCCCUUUCGACACUCAGAACUGCUCCUACACCUUCAAUUCCUACUUACACAAUGCUGAUGACAUUCAGCUGGUUCUUGACCAGCCCAUUGAAGCAAUCAUAGAGCGGACAAACAAUUACAUGGCGACGAAAGGAGAAUGGAUACUCCUCAACAUGACAGCAUACAAUGACAAGAAAAAUGGCUCAGAUGAAUGGAAUCAUCUGGUUUUUAAUUUGAUCCUGAAAAGGCACCCCACCCUGUACGUGGUGAACCUGCUGGUACCAAGCUGCUUCCUCAUCAGUUUGGACCUCUUCAGCUUUGUCCUGCCCCCUCAGGAUGUGGACCGGUCAGCCUUCAAGAUGACGCUCAUUCUGGGCUACACUGUCUUCCUGCUCCUCAUGAACGAUCUGCUGCCUGUCACUGGAAACACCAUACCUCUUCUAAAUGUGUUCUUCUCCAUCUGUCUUGCUCUGAUGGUGGCCAGUCUUCUGGAGACCAUCAUCAUCACCAACGUCCUACACAACUCCCAUAACUACCCUGACGUGCCACGCUGGCUCAGGUUUCUCGUCAUAAACCUCCUGGCCCGCCUGGUUUGUCUGAGCAGGAAGACACCAGAUGACAAGGCCACUCUGACAGAAAGAUCAGUUGAAGCCCCUCCUCAGCGUCCCGAUGUGACUGAGACUGAGCUGGUCCAUCAGGAGCACUUUGGGAGUCUGCAGAGGGACCUGAGAGCCAUCCGGCAUUACAUGGAGAAGAGUGCGGCCACCCAGCAGGUGUCAGAGGACUGGAUCCACAUCGCACAGGUGGUGGACCGCUUCCUGUUCUUCAUCUACCUCAUCUUCAUCUCCACCAGCUUCAUCACCAUACUGGUCAUGUGGACCACUUAGUAGCUGUGUUUAAUGAUGUUAUGGCAUAAUCAACUACAUACAGGUCUUAGCUAGAUCUUGUGAGAAUCACUAAUGGGUUUUGGGUCUGUUCUGCCCUUAUGUAAGGGAUAACUUUAUGGCUGAUCGCUAAACAUACUGUUUUUCCAUGUCCUUCUAAUGGUCCACGUUUGAUUGUACAUCACUAUGUCCCUGGGAAAUAACAUGAAAUUGGUGUAGGUGUAAUAUAUGUAUACUUUGUCUAAUUGACUAUGUCCACACCCAAAGUCUAUGUCUAUGUCUGCGUGGGAAAGUAAGAAA
Engraulis encrasicolus (European anchovy) is the source of this 1342-nucleotide messenger RNA. RefSeq names its product 5-hydroxytryptamine receptor 3A-like. The transcript has 6 exons. Gene Ontology annotation, biological process: regulation of membrane potential; nervous system process; signal transduction. Gene Ontology annotation, molecular function: acetylcholine-gated monoatomic cation-selective channel activity; serotonin-gated monoatomic cation channel activity. The record is from RefSeq and is a predicted model, not a curated record. Gene Ontology annotation, cellular component: plasma membrane; synapse; neuron projection. NCBI's taxonomy places the organism in Eukaryota, Metazoa, Chordata, Actinopteri, Clupeiformes, Engraulidae. The coding region runs from base 65 to 1045 and encodes 326 amino acids.